Molecule: messenger RNA, 408 nt
Organism: Alternaria burnsii
Lineage: Eukaryota; Fungi; Ascomycota; Dothideomycetes; Pleosporales; Pleosporaceae
Exons: 2
Coding region: 1-408 (135 amino acids)
Source: RefSeq, a predicted model, not a curated record
AUGCGUCGCAAUGACGUUGCUAUGAACGUCGUAGUCAUUCUUGAGGCGCCUGAAAUCCUGAUUGCGUUUGAUCCCCGUGCCGCCAAUGAUCUGUUCCGAGUGCUGCUGAAAUGCGACGAAACAAGGAGCAUGAGCGGACGCAUCGUAGGUAGGCAUGCGCUUAUGAUUCCAGUAGCAACUUCCACGACACACCAAGUGCACGCUGUUGCUAAAGUUCCCGUUGUGUCGGCCAUGUCAAAUUGCAUGAUUGUCGUAAAGCGAUAUAUGCUAGCGAAGAGAACACUGCGAACCACAGUCAGUAACAAGUACAUCCAGAUCAAAAAGGAAAGUACUGACAAUGCUCCGAGCAAGAACAUGAAGAUCAGCGAUGCGCGUUGGGCGUUUGACACUUGGAGUUUCAACACCUGA